UGGAAGCAAUAUCAAUGGCGGAAACUGCUAAGGUCGACAGAAAGGAUAGGAGGAGGAAAAUGGAUUUCAGAAAGAUGGAAAGUGGCAAUGAAGACGAACAAGUCGAGCAAUUGCUGCAAGCUGCUCAGGAUGAUCUCAUGCUGAAAUUGAGCGUCGAUUCACACAUGUCGCGUGUAUCCCCAAACUAUCUCGAUUCCGAUCUCGAUCGCCGAUUUCAAGCCCUAAGAUCGCGACCUUCCUCCGCCGCCGCCGCUUCCCGCAAUCCUCGCCCUUCUCAGCCGCAUCAUCAAUCCGAUUCCUCGUCGCGGCCACCGCCGAUUGAAAAUCUUGUCGUCGAUGGCGAAUCUCAGUCGAUUCUCGGUGACGAUCUCGCUGCUAGAUUCGCUGCUUUGAAGGCGUCUUUGCCUUCCUCGAUUACUCCGCCUCCGUCUUCGAUACCUAACGAUGUCGAUAGCGAUGACGAAGAGGAUGAGGUUGAGAAGCUGAUUCAGUGGGCCAAGGAUGCCGCUCGUCUCGAUCCUUCGCCUCCGUCUGAGGAAGACGAUGAAGACGAUGACGACGAGGAGUUCAACAGUUCCGAUGAAGAUAUCGACGAUCGGAAAAAAGAGCGUCGGAAAAAGAAGGCCACAUGAGCGUUAAACCUGCUGUUAGGGCAUUCGAUUGACAGAUUUUGGGAAUUAGAAAUUCAUGAUUCGCACAUCGGAUGCAGUUCGGACUUCGGUUGAACUAGAUCGCGACAAGGUAAGGAUCACCGGCUUGGUGGCUGAUCGCCCUUACAAAAUACAUUAGAACAUUCAUCUUUAACCUGCAUUUUUCUUCUUUCAAAUCUCCAUGAAAAUCCUUGUAUUCCAUUACAUUUAAUGCAGGUGAGAAAUAUAAUCAUUUAGCAAAUGUUUUUGAAA
Messenger RNA from Cucurbita moschata (crookneck pumpkin), 902 nucleotides. Its product is annotated as nucleolin. The coding region runs from base 15 to 632 and encodes 205 amino acids. NCBI's taxonomy places the organism in Eukaryota, Viridiplantae, Streptophyta, Magnoliopsida, Cucurbitales, Cucurbitaceae. The transcript has a single exon. The record is from RefSeq and is a predicted model, not a curated record.